Messenger RNA from Eimeria mitis, 2163 nucleotides. Its product is annotated as CAM kinase, CDPK family, putative. The record is from RefSeq and is a predicted model, not a curated record. The transcript is spliced from 7 exons. Gene Ontology annotation, cellular component: nucleus; cytoplasm. Gene Ontology annotation, biological process: protein autophosphorylation; peptidyl-serine phosphorylation; intracellular signal transduction. Gene Ontology annotation, molecular function: ATP binding; calmodulin binding; calcium-dependent protein serine/threonine kinase activity. Lineage: Eukaryota; Apicomplexa; Conoidasida; Eucoccidiorida; Eimeriidae. Bases 1 to 2163 code for a protein of 720 amino acids.
AUGGAAAUGAAGACGGAGCUUGCUAGGCCUUCUGCUGCUGGAGGAGCAAAGACAACCAGCAGCAUCAGCACAAGCAGCACCAGCAACAGCAACAACAGCAAUGGCAGCAGCUGCAACAGCAGCAGCAGCAGCGGCUGCAGUAGCAAUAGACACUACAGCAGCAGCAGCAACGGCUGCAGUAGCAACAGCAAGUACAGCAGCAGCAGCAGCAGCAACGACAACAGCGAUUGCCGCGACAACAAAACGACCAAAUUCGCGCAGCCCAUGAGGCCCACAGCAGCAGCAGCAGCAGCAGCAGCAGCAACAGCAGCAGCAACCGAAGCCCCAGAACGUUCAUCAUCAGCGGCAGCAACCACAGCAGCAGCAGCAGCAGCAGCAACAGCAGCAGCAUCAAGCCCUGAGAGCGUAGCCCCCUCAUCAGCACCUGCAGGUGGAGCUGGGCCUGCAUUGCCGGCUUCUGCAGCAGCAUCUGAAGCCCCCGACUCAGCAGCAGCAGCAGCAGCAGGAGCAGCAGCAGCAGCAGCAGGAGCAGCAGCAGGUGUGUUAAGAAGAUCUAAGAUAUCUGUGGAGGAGCUGCAGCGGCUGUAUGCUGCUGAGGGGCAGCAAAAGACAGAGGAGUGCAGCACGUACCCGCUGCGGGUUAUAUUGAGCUGCAAGGGCCUUCAUACAGACUUUCAUACAGACACAGGAGUGUCCAGUGGUUCUUCUAGUAAGAUAUUUCAGCACUAUGUGCUGAAGCAGCGGAUAGGGUCGGGCUCGUGGGGUGAGGUCUUCGUGGCGGUGGAGAGAGUCUCAGGCAUACAACGCGCUGUAAAAAGAAUACCGAAAAGCACGCCACACGCAGUGGCGAUGGCUCGCGAGGAGGUUGCGUUGAUGCGGGAGAUGGAUCACCCCAACAUCGUUAAGGUGAUGGAGUUGUGUCGUGGGGGGGAGUUGUUUGAUGAGUUGGCUAAGGGCAGCAGCAGCAGCUGCAGCUGCAGCUGCAGCAGCAGCAGCAACUGCAGCUGCGACGGCCGCUGCCGCAUACCCAGCAGCCGCCCCCGUCCUCGCUUCUCCAGACACGAGGCUGCGCUGAUUAUGUAUCAAGUGCUGUCUGCUGCUCACUGCUGCCACCAACACGGCAUAUGCCACAGGGAUAUAAAGCCAGAGAAUUUCUUGCUGGCUGAGCCCGGCAGCCUGGCGCUGAAGCUGACGGACUUUGGCUUGGCUCGUCGCUUCUCGCGUCGCCGGGGCCCCCCCAGGCGUGAGUCGUUGAUGGAUAUUGUAGAAGCAGCAGUUGCUGCUGCAACUCCUGCUGCUCCUGCUGCUGCUGCUGCUGCUGCUCCUGGUGCUGCAGCUGCUGCUGCUACUGCUGCUGCUGCUGCUACACCCGCUGCUGCAGUCCGCGCUGCUCUACAUACUGCUGCUGCCGGAUCAACAGACGCUGCUCAGGCCUUCAACAGCCAGGCAGUUGGGUUGGCUGAGGGGAGCUUGCUGCAGCAAGAGCAGCAGCAGCAGCAGCAGCAGCAGCAGCAGCAACAGGAUGAAGGGAAGGUGCUGCUGCAGUCUGUUGCUGGAACUGUUUGCUUCGCUGCGCCGGAGGUGCUGCGGCUGUCUGCCGAUAUUAUGAGUAAGACCGAGGCCAUACGGCAGCAGCAGCAGCAGCAGCAGCAGCAGCAGCAGCAGCAGCAAGAAGAAGAAGAAGAAGAAGAAGAAGAAGAAGAAGAAGGAGAAGAAGGCAUAGCUGUGCAGCAGCAGGAAGCUCCACUGGGAGAGCAGCAGCAGGCUACGGACUCGCAGCAGCAACAGCAGCAGCAGCAGCAGCAGCAGCAGCAGCUGCAGCGGGGGGGGUAUGAUGGUGAGCGCGCUGACGCGUGGAGCUGUGGGGUGAUGCUGUAUCUCCUCCUCUGCGGGGAGCUGCCCUUUGAUGGCCCCGAUGAUGCUGCUGUUGCCUACAAUGUGCUGCACGGCAAGCUGGAGUUUACUCACCCCGUGUGGCUUGAGGUGCCUGAGGAGACAGUUGAGCUGGUGGUGGCGCUGCUGGAGAGAGACCCAGACUGGCGGCUGCUGGUGGGGGAGGCUCUCGGCAGCAGCUUCUUCAGCAGCUUGCUGCCGCUGCACCUCCCCAUACCAGCAGCAGCAGCAGCAGCAGCAAAGAAGAAGAAGAAGGAGAAGAAGGCAUAG